AUGCGGCUAUUACGAUUGGUAUUUGGUCAUUGGUGAGUUUCAGAAGUUUUUCUUCGAAAAUUCAAAAAACUGUCUCACUGUCUUAUUUCAAUUCAAAGAUGUUUACCCUCCCGCAAUUCAGGUAUAUUCUCUGGCCUCACUUCUACUUUUCGGGUGGCAAACCGGUGUGCUCAAUCAUUGUCGCGCCGUCACCAUGGCACAAUCCAAUUUACAAUGUGAAUGGGAUUGUCCGUGCGUCGGUGCAUCGACUCGGCGAACUGCCAGUAUUAUUGAAGGCAAGUUUUGUAGAAGACACCAAAUCCGCUUGUUUGCCACCCUAUGAAAAGAAUGUGUUGAGCCAGAAGAUAUACCUGAAGAGAUUCUCUUCCAAUUCAAAAAGAGGUGAUUUUUUGUAGGUAUCUUCUGUUGCUCAACUCGGUAUAAUGGGGUGGCAAAUGGCAGCAAUAAAAUAUGAAAGAGAUCGCGCUGCGAAUACACUUCUACCUAAUUAUAACACAUAUGGAAGGUUUGAUAUACCUUCUUAUUAUGAAAGUUAUUGGCAAAGUCCAGAAGAACGAUAUUAUACAGGUAUCACAGUAUUUUGAAGUGUAAUAUUGCAGCGUUAUGAAUCAAACAUUUUCCCAAAAAACAGCAAACCUUCAUUUUCCAGGUCUAUUUGUGAUUCAAGUUCUGUGCCUCAUCGCCGCAUUUUUCUUACUUUUUGCCUCCGCUGCAAUGAUUUAUGGAAUCCACACUUGGUCAAAAUAUCUAGUUUGGCCCUGGUUUCCUGUAAUGAUCUCAUCAAUUCUAGCCUCGCUCGCAUAUUGUAUUAUGUGGUGGGCUGGAGAUGUUCGAGAUUAUUGGUUAGCAAUCACUAUUAUUGAAAUUAUUGUCGUAUUCAUUAAUGUGAGUUAGGCAAUCUACCCAAGCUUUCAAUAUCUCUAAUUUUUCCAGAUUUAUUGCGUUGUAGUGGUUAUGAUGUAUUAUCGUCGAAUCAACGCAACAACUGAUGAAUAUGAGGGAAAAGAUCGACGAGGUGUUAGAUAUAAGAUCAAUAGGAACUUCAAUUCUCGUCGGGAUCUUCUAGAUUCUUAUGAGGGAAUACAUCGAAGCCCAUCCCCAAAACAAUAUAAACCACUAGCACAGCCAUAUCCAGUUUUUCCAACUCGCCCGUAUUCGAGAGCCGGAGUUCCUCAAACACCAAUUCCUCUACCACCAACACAGGUUAACACACCAUAUCCAAUUGAUCCGAUGGAAUAUCGUGUAGAACCUAUUGUGAAGAGAGGAUAUAACAAUCAAGAUGAAGAUCAGGAUCCGGUGGGAAGUUGGGUUCGCGAGCAAAAUUCUAUAGAUCGCUCACAACAUUCGGAACCGAUUACUAUGAGCAAACAGGUUCAUCCCACUACAACUCUUCAGCAUUCUCGAUCUGUUCCUUCACUUCACGAUGGUACACUGGUAUCGCAUCGAGACUGUAAACAUCAUCGCAGUUCAUCUCGUCGCCGGAAAUCUUCGCGAAGUCGCUUAGAAUUUGAUGGUUCUGAGAGUGACACAGAAUUCACGCGGGCAAGAUCGCAUCGACAUCGAUCCAGCAGUCAUCGACGACGAAAGAGUCGAUCGAGGUAUGAUGAAUCUGUGUAUGAUAGUGAAGCUGACCGAGAAAGAGAAAGGGAACGAGAUAGAAGGAAAGGGGAGAAAAGACAUGGAAGCACUAGAAGUUCGAAAAGAAGAAGAAGAGAUGAUGAAGAUAGGAGAAGUGAUCGAAAUUUAGAGAGAGAUACAAGACGAGAUCGGGAUCGAGAUGAUAGAAGCGAGAGAAAUUUCGAGCGAGAUGGAAGACGGGAUCGAGAUGACAGAAGUGACAGAAACCUAGACCGAGGGAGAGAGGAUCGGAAUAUCGAUAGAACUCGCCCUCGAGAUUCUCGAGAAUCUCAAGAACCCGAACUCCCAUUCCAAGGCGGUAUAACCAUUCCCCAACAUAUUGUAAUCCCUCCAUCAACCGGAGAACGCGGACCAGAUGGACAACUCAUUCCGCAAAAAUAUCAUAUCAAUUCUGAAAUUACUAUAAAUUAUGAUCAGAAUGGACGACCCAUUCAACAAUCAACACAGCAGGAACCCUAUAGUCGGAGAAGACCGGUACGUUUUUGAAAAAAAACCCCAAAACCAAAUUGUUUUUUUUCAGAUGCAAAUCCAGUCGACUUUCUGA
Messenger RNA from Caenorhabditis angaria, 2182 nucleotides. NCBI's taxonomy places the organism in Eukaryota, Metazoa, Nematoda, Chromadorea, Rhabditida, Rhabditidae. The record is from the annotation of a GenBank genome assembly.